AUUAACUAAUAAAUUAUAAUUAUUAUUAGACAUUGAACUCCAACCGGUAAAUUAUUUGCUGAUUGUUAUUCGUUAAUGCUAUUAUUCCUACAUAUUUAUAGUACAUAUCAACCGUAAAGCGAUAACUUAAAAACCUACCACUACCUAGAAGUUUUAUUUCGUUUGCUGAUAUGAACAGACUUUUGUCUUGUUAAAUUUAUCAAUCACUAGUCAUUACUCAAUACCUUAAGAUUACACGUACAGUUCUAUAGGUACCAAGUAUUAGUUUAAAUUCCCAUCAGUGAGUUGUACUUACUGCAAUGAAAUUUUUGCUGCGCAGUUAGUUUAAAUAUUUUUAAUAUAAACUGGUUCUUAAAAUUGUACAUCAACUAUGAAUACUAUCAUGAAGAACUUAACUAAUACAGUGUGUUCUUGGCCUCCGGCUUAUGUUAUUGGAGUUACUGCAGCCAUUAGCGUGGCAAAUUAUUAUUAUUUUCUUGCAGUCAAAAAACCCAAACUUUAUUGCAAAGAAGGUAAUUUCAAGAAAUUUGUUCACCAAAAUGUACCGAUUAUCAAAGAAAAAUACUGGCCAAUAAUGUGGUGCUUUGAAGCUCGUUUUCAUAGUGUAUUAGCAAGUUUUAUACGAUCAUUAGUUGUGCCUUCUGUACAAUAUGAAAGAGAAAUACUUAAUCUUAAAGAUGGUGGUCAGGUAGCAUUAGAUUGGUUGGAACCAAGUAAAAAUUCAAAUGCUGAAUAUAAUACAAUUUUGUUUUUGCCUGGAUUGACUGGUGACAGUGAUUGUGAGUAUGUGAGGGCUGUAUCAAUAGCCAUACAAAAAGCUGGAUUUCGCGUAAUGGUCUUCAACUAUAGAGGAAUUGGAGGUGUAGAUUUAAAGACACCAAGAAGUUAUUCUGCAAACAAUAUAGAAGAUCUCACAGAGAUAAUUGAUCAUGUAAAACAGAAGUACCCCAAAUCGGUUUUAGGUGGUUUAGGAAUAUCUAUGGGUGGUCUUAUUUUGGGAAAUUAUCUGCAAUCAAAUGAACAACUAACGCACAAACAUUUCAGUGCAGCAAUGAUUGUUUCGGUACCUUGGAAUUUAAAUUCUACUUCGUCCAAUAUUGAGAAACCAGUCUUAAAUCUAAUGAUAUGUUCUUAUCUGGCAAAUUGUCUUUCAACACAAGUGAAGAAAAAUAGCAAACUCUUAAAUUCUCCAAACCAUAAAUGGAAUUACAACGAAGUAAUUAAGAGUAAAACUAUAAGAGAAUUUGAUAGAAAUUAUACAAUAAAGAUGUUUGGUUACAAUACGGUUGAAGACUACUAUGAUUCUGCUUCAUUACAUGAUAAAAUAGACCGUUUUAAUAUACCAUGUUUGUUCUUGAGUGCUGCUGAUGAUCCUUUUUCUUUAAAACGAGAUAUACCUUUAGAGCUGGCUACAACUACGGAUAACGUAGCAAUUUUGUUGACUGCAAGAGGAGGACAUAUUGGUUUUGUUGAAGGUUUUUGGCCAUUUUCAGAAAAAAGUGAAUUCAUGUUACGGCUUAUCGGUCAAUAUUUUAGCGGCAUUCUCAAAAACGAUAAUUAUAAACAAUUUUCUAGUUGAUUAUCUGUCAAUUUUUACUUUUAGUGUUCAUGAGGGUUGGGAUCUUAAUUUUUUUCUACUUAGUUAACUCGUAUAAAUUAUGUGGUGUAAUAGUUUAUAUAUAUUUAAUAGGAAAACUUUAGACUGACUGGCGUGAUUAAAGACAGUUUUGUGUUUGUACUAAAUUAUUAAUAUUGUUUAUAAUUAUUAUAGAUAAAAAUAAUUUUAUUAUUAAAAUUUGUGAUACAGAACAAAAUUGGUUAUAGUUUUAAUUUAUUUUGAAAUAUAGUACAUACUAUUGA
Messenger RNA from Adelges cooleyi (spruce gall adelgid), 1860 nucleotides. RefSeq names its product phospholipase ABHD3-like. The transcript is spliced from 8 exons. Lineage: Eukaryota; Metazoa; Arthropoda; Insecta; Hemiptera; Adelgidae. The record is from RefSeq and is a predicted model, not a curated record. The coding region runs from base 371 to 1579 and encodes 402 amino acids. Gene Ontology annotation, biological process: medium-chain fatty acid catabolic process; medium-chain fatty acid biosynthetic process. Gene Ontology annotation, molecular function: acetylesterase activity; monoacylglycerol lipase activity.